Messenger RNA from Arxiozyma heterogenica, 1689 nucleotides. It is a transcript of the gene ALG6, whose product is annotated as dolichyl-P-Glc:Man(9)GlcNAc(2)-PP-dolichol alpha-1,3-glucosyltransferase. Gene Ontology annotation, biological process: protein N-linked glycosylation. Gene Ontology annotation, molecular function: dolichyl pyrophosphate Man9GlcNAc2 alpha-1,3-glucosyltransferase activity. Bases 1 to 1689 code for a protein of 562 amino acids. Lineage: Eukaryota; Fungi; Ascomycota; Saccharomycetes; Saccharomycetales; Saccharomycetaceae. Gene Ontology annotation, cellular component: endoplasmic reticulum membrane. The transcript has a single exon. The record is from RefSeq and is a predicted model, not a curated record.
AUGGGGAGGAAUAAGGAUAUCACAACUGAAAAGAAAUCAAAAAGUUUGCACAAGGAUGAAUUUGAAAUUUUAGACGAACAAGAUGAAUCUAAGCAUCCUUUUUAUGCAUCUCCAUUAUUUGAUUUCCUUUACCCAUUUCGUUCUCCUGGUAGUCAAUGGAUGACACAAUACAUUAUCGUUUUAUUUGUUCUCAUCAUCUCCACUGCGAUUGGGUUGGGUCCAUAUUCAGGAUUUAAUACACCUCCAAUGUUUGGUGACUUUGAAGCACAGAGACAUUGGUUAGAGAUUACACAACAUUUGCCAAUUUCAAAGUGGUAUUGGUUUGAUCUACAAUAUUGGGGGUUAGAUUAUCCACCAUUAACGGCGUAUCACUCCUAUUUGUUAGGUAAGAUUGGUUCCUUUUUCUGGCCUAAGUGGUUUACACUAGAUGAGUCUCGUGGAAUGGAAGACGAAGGCAUUAAAAGUUAUAUGCGUUUUACGGUGUUGCUGAGUGAAUUGAUCUGUUAUAUUCCUGCCGUUCUUUAUUUCACUAAGUGGGUGGGUAAGCGUAGAAACCAAUCGCCUUUAAGUCAAAGCUUGGCUGCAGCUGCUAUUUUGUUCCAGCCUUCUUUAAUGCUAAUUGAUCAUGGUCAUUUUCAAUAUAAUUGUGUGAUGUUGGGUUUCACUGUUUUGGCAAUUAAUAAUCUAUUGGACGAAUUUUAUUCAUUGGCUGCGGUAUGUUUCGUCUGUUCUAUAUGUUUUAAGCAGAUGUCCUUGUAUUAUUCUCCAAUAAUCUUUGCCAUCCUAUUAAGUAAAUCUUUGUUUCAUCCUAAGUGGUUAAAUAUUCCAAGAUUAUUUGCUAUCUCCAUUUCUACUCUGGCAACAUUUGCAGUUAUAUAUAUGCCUCUAUACAUGUUUGGCGGUGAUUCAGGUUUACAAAACGUUCUACAGUCUAUUCAUAGAAUAUUUCCAUUUGAAAGAGGUAUUUUUGAGGAUAAAGUAGCUAAUUUUUGGUGUGUCACCAAUGUGAUAGUUAAAUAUAGAUCACUUUUCACCCAAGAACAAUUAAAAUUAUAUUCAUUGGUAGCCACGGUUGUUGGCUUUUUACCCUCCUUUAUUAUUAUUCUAUUACACACAAAGAAGCAUUUGAUACCAUACGCAUUGAUUACUUGUUCGAUGUCAUUUUAUCUAUUCAGUUUUCAAGUUCAUGAAAAGACUAUUUUAGUCCCCUUGUUACCUAUCACUUUGAUGUUUGUUUCAUCAGACUGGAAUGUUUUAUCUAUGAUUUUUUGGAUCAAUAACGUUGCGUUAUUCACAUUGAUGCCAAUACUCAAAAAAGAUGGUCUUAUCUUACAAUACGCCGUAAUUUUUAUUAUGUAUAAUUGGUUAUUUGGUAAUUUCAGUUUUGUUACACCAAAGUUUCUACCAAAAAGUGUCACACCAGGUCCAUCAAUGAGUAAUAUUUCUUCCCAUUAUCGUCAUAGAAGUUUAUUGCCAGAUAAUCUUGUAUGGAAAUUCAUUAUUGUAGUGUCCUACAUAUGCAUGGUGGCUAUUCACAUUGCCGAUUAUAUGUUUCAACCUCCUUCAAGAUACCCAGAUCUAUGGGUUCUAUUAAACUGUGCUCUUGGAUUUGGUUGUUUUGUAUUGUUUUGGUUUUGGAGUUACUAUAAAUUAUUCACUCUAAGAAAUAAGACUAUACGAGAUGUAUAA